AUGAUACAAGUGGAAUACAAGGGAAAGGAUAUACAGUUUUCAGCUGAGGAAAUCUCAUCUAUGGUUCUCAUUAAAAUGCGAGAAACUGCAGAAGCUUAUCUUGGUUCAACCGUUAAGAAUGCUGUUAUUACUGUUCCUGCUUACUUUAAUGAUUCCCAGCGUCAUGCCACUAGAGAUGCCGGUGUGAUUGCUGGACUUAAUGUAAUGCGACUCCUCAGUGAACCAACAGCGGCUGCGAUUGCUUACGGUCUUGACAGGAAGGGGACAGGUGCUGGUGUGAAGAAUGUUCUUAUCUUUGAUCUUGGUGGGGGUACUUUUGAUGUUUCAUUACUUACUAUUAACGAGGGUAACUUUGAAGCCAAGGCUACUGCUGGAGAUACUCACCUUGAGGGAGAGGAUUUUGAUAACCGGAUGUUAAAUCACUUUGUCUAG
Papaver somniferum (opium poppy) is the source of this 432-nucleotide messenger RNA. RefSeq names its product heat shock 70 kDa protein 18-like. NCBI's taxonomy places the organism in Eukaryota, Viridiplantae, Streptophyta, Magnoliopsida, Ranunculales, Papaveraceae. The record is from RefSeq and is a predicted model, not a curated record. Gene Ontology annotation, biological process: cellular response to unfolded protein; protein refolding. Gene Ontology annotation, cellular component: cytoplasm. The coding region runs from base 1 to 432 and encodes 143 amino acids. The transcript has a single exon. Gene Ontology annotation, molecular function: heat shock protein binding; ATP hydrolysis activity; ATP-dependent protein folding chaperone.